Molecule: messenger RNA, 3081 nt
Organism: Leptidea sinapis
Lineage: Eukaryota; Metazoa; Arthropoda; Insecta; Lepidoptera; Pieridae
Product: elongation of very long chain fatty acids protein AAEL008004
Exons: 7
Coding region: 182-1051 (289 amino acids)
Biological process (GO): very long-chain fatty acid biosynthetic process; fatty acid elongation, polyunsaturated fatty acid; fatty acid elongation, saturated fatty acid
Cellular component (GO): endoplasmic reticulum membrane
Molecular function (GO): fatty acid elongase activity
Source: RefSeq, a predicted model, not a curated record
GAGCGCCCGCAUCGCCUGGCCGCAUAAUAUACUUGUGGAAGCUGGUGAUCGGUCUACCGUCGAUACGUACCGAAAUCAAAAGUGCGUAUCUGAACUUUUGUGUUACAACUUUUGUGAUAAUUAAGUGUUAUUUGUGUGCGUUUGGAUUUAUAGAGUAAACGGAACUGGCUUCAGUUACAAAAUGUCGUUCGUCGAUUCCUACAAAACCUUUAUGGAAAGGAAUAGUGAUCCCCGCACGGAGAACUGGUGGUUGAUGUCAGGCCCUGGACCACUUAUCACUCUUCUUGCAACCUAUUUGUAUUUCUGCACAUCAGUCGGACCUCGGUACAUGAGAGACAGGAAACCGUACUGCCUGAAGAAUACUAUUAUCGCCUACAAUGUAUCACAAAUACUUAUGAGCAUGUUUCUAGUGUACGAGGGUUUGGUUGCGGGUUGGUGGAACGACUACAACCUUACAUGUCAGCCAGUGGACUAUUCGGACGAUCCGAAAGCACGAAGGAUGGCGGCAGCGGUAUGGUGGUAUUUCUUUGCGAAAAUUGUCGAGUUACUCGACACUGUCUUCUUUGUGCUCCGAAAGAAGAAUAGGCAGAUAUCUUUCCUCCAUCUGUACCACCACACGAUGAUGCCAAUUUGUGCGUGGAUUGGAACUAAAUUCUUGCCUGGUGGCCAUGGUACGCUUCUUGGAGUCAUUAACUCAUUCAUCCACGUCAUAAUGUACACAUACUAUUUACUCUCUGGUCUUGGUCCACAGUACCAAAAAUAUUUGUGGUGGAAACGACAUGUCACAACCUUGCAAUUGAUACAAUUCAUCAUAAUAUUCUACCACAAUUUCACCGUAAUGUUCUGUGAUUGCAACUAUCCAAAGGGUAUCAAUUUCUUACUGUCGCUCAACGCUGGUCUGUUCUUGUACAUGUUUGGUAACUUCUACUAUAGAAAUUAUAUAAACAUUGAUAGAAGAAAUAUUAAGUCUAUUCCUACUUCUAAUGGGGUUAUUUCAAAUGGAGCAGUUAGCAACGGUGUCCUUACUAAUGGAAAGGCGAAAGAAUGCUAGUAAACGCUUAGAAUGCUCAAUUAGCUUUAAGUUAUUAAUUAAUGUGAUGCAAAUAUAUUGAAACAUGACUAGAUUAGUGUUUGGUAUUCAUCUGUAGGCUAGUAGGAAUAAUAAAUAAUUUGACUGUAUGAGUAGGUAUGAUACUAGACCUGGAUUCCAGUUGUGAUAAAUUUAUAUUUUAUCUUUGUUUUAACUACGCGAGAAAUUGUACAGGCCAUUUAUUUUAAGGUUUAAGAAGGUAUGUUAAUAAAUACCACGCAAAUUUGCAUUUACAAUUAUUUUUUUUACUUGCAAUCGUUACAAACAAUUUUUCGUAUACGGAGUCAAGGCCAAACUAAUGAAUGCCAUUUUAAAAUGAACUGAAUUAAUAAGCAUAUUUUAUUGUCUGAGUAAUUAUAAUAAUUUACGGCAACCCAAUUGUUUAGAAUCUGUCCGCAAUUUAACAUAUUAUUAUCAAGUAGUGAUAUAGAACAAAUAAUCAACUCAUUUAUCAAAAAAUUAAAUGAACUUUAAAAACCUAAAUAAAAUAUGAUUUAAUGUAAAUAGACUCUACAAUUAAUACAUUACUGGUAAAACACAACAUAUUAUAUGUUUUUAUAGAACUACGCCUAAAAGCCUUUAGCGUGGUUGCAAUAUAAUAUGAUUAUGAUAAUUGACAAAUAAAGAAAAACAUCUUAGAGCAAUUAAUUUAAACUGCAGUAUAAAGUUUUUGAUUGAAUUAAUUAAGAAAAAAUGCAAAGACAGAACUGUAAAUAUUAAUAUUAUAUCAGUUGAAAAUAGUAUGUGGAUUGUAAAUAUUAAUUUCAACGUACUAUCAUACCAUUUAAAGCGCUCAUAGUAAAACUUAUUAAUUUUAAUACUUUCUUACUAAAUACUUAUAAUUAUUCUGAGGCAUCGAAACUUACUUCAUACUUUACUAAGGGAAUUGAUAUAUUCCUAUUAUCGUGCGCAAAGUUGGAUUUUGCGCAUGCAUUUGCGUUCGCAAAGUACCACUUUCCCACACGUUGACAAGAGCGUGCGGGAAUGUUUGAAAAUAAUUAUAAUGGUCGAACUUUGCGCAAUUUAAUAGGAAAAAUAGUGUACGAGACUCGUGCGAACGUAGGUCAUCCUACGUGGACGUGGAAGCUCAAAAUGUACGCCUGCAUUGAAAAAUAUUUGACCUUAUGAUUUUUAUAGUUAAGCAUAUAUGAAAAACUAUACACAAUUAAAAAUAGAAGUACAAUUAUGAGGAAUAAGAUAAAUAUACGCAAUAACAUAUUCUAUAUACCCACUGACCUCUACUUUAUACCACUGGACUGGUGGCUCAAAAGUGUCAAAGUCCUUUUGUGUCUAUUUGAUAUUCGCCAUUUUGGCGCUGUUGGCCAUGUAGCGAGAGUCUGCGGUACUAAAAAUAGUGAUGUCAACCUCAGCAAAUAUCGAUUAAUGGUGGGAAGCAAUUUACAAAAAAAUGUGUACUUAUUUACGUUGAUUCUUGAAGUAUAAAUAACACGGAAAACGAACGAAAUUAAUUCAUAAUGCAAAAACACUUCAGAGUAUUGUACGUUCUUUCGAAGCCAUUUGUAUUUUACGUCAAAAUUAGUUCUCUGGAUGCCUGCGAGUGGCGCUUCAAAUAGGCACAAAACUGCUGCAAACAUAUGGAAUAGCCUGUCCAGUGGUAUUUAUACAGGUCAGUGUAUAAACCAAUUAAUUUUUUUCUGAUUUAACUAAAUUUAUUACUUAUGAUACAUAAAAAACGGGCACAGCUAUGUUUUUGUUGUUGAGCCAAGACUGGCUAUAAUAGGCGUACAAAUGAUAUCAGUGUAAAAAAGAACUCAACCUAUUUUAUAUUACAUGAGAUUGGUUGAACUACGCAACCAACUGUGAAAUUAUUAUUUACGCACACCCUAGAUUGGAAAGGAGAUAGGACAUUUUAUCGGGAAAUGCUAAGAUUUCCCGAGUAUUCCCGCAGGGGCAGAAUAUAAUAGUCAUAUUAUGUAGCCUAUAAUUAUCCAUUCACAUAAUUUUACUAUAUAAGAUUGUGCUUCAUAAGU